Dovyalis caffra is the source of this 171-nucleotide messenger RNA. The record is from the annotation of a GenBank genome assembly. Lineage: Eukaryota; Viridiplantae; Streptophyta; Magnoliopsida; Malpighiales; Salicaceae.
AUGGCAUCUAAUGAAUACCAACCAAUUAUUAGAGCUAGGUUGCUGUUAGAGAGAGAAAAUGAUUCACGGCUAGAGAGUUGCCCAAGUGAUGGGUUGCGGACGUGCUUGAGCGAAGUUCAGCCAAUUAUGGGUUGUGGCAUGGGCCGUGCAGCUGGAUGUGGAGCGGCCUAA